This is a messenger RNA of Lasiosphaeria miniovina, 627 nucleotides long. RefSeq names its product DASH complex subunit Duo1-domain-containing protein. The coding region runs from base 1 to 627 and encodes 208 amino acids. Gene Ontology annotation, cellular component: DASH complex; mitotic spindle. Lineage: Eukaryota; Fungi; Ascomycota; Sordariomycetes; Sordariales; Lasiosphaeriaceae. The transcript has 3 exons. The record is from RefSeq and is a predicted model, not a curated record. Gene Ontology annotation, biological process: mitotic cell cycle.
AUGGCAGACAACUUUGAGAGCUCAGACCAUGAAGAUCUCUUCGCAUCGCCCUCUGCCGAGCGCCAGCAGCCGCAGCCCGAGCGAGCCAAGACGCCAGCCAAUCAGAACUCGCGAUUCGACGCUGAAGAGGCCCGCGAAACGGCGCUGCGCCGGGAGCUGGAGGGCGUGAGGAACAUCAACGAGGUCAUCGAGGGGGUCAUUGCGACGCUGGAGCGGGCAAAGGGCAACAUGGGCACCGUGUCCAAGACAGUCGAUAACGCCUCUGCGCUGCUCAACACCUGGACGCGGAUACUGUCGCAGACUGAAUACAACCAGCGGCUGAUUCUGAACCCCGACUGGAACGGCGCCACGCAGGACCUCGCCGACAUCGAGAACGAGGCCCUGCAGAAGCAGCGCGACGCCGAGCGGAGGGCUGCCGAGGCCGAGCGCCGCCGGGAAGAGGCGCGGAGGAAGGCCGAGGACGAGGAUCGCCAGAGGACAGCGGGCACGGCGCCGCCCCGGGGGGCCGCAAGCCGCGGCCACACGCGAGCGGGGCGAGACACAAGCAGCGGAAGGGGCGCAUCGGGGAUAGGCAGAGGCUUGGGGUACACGCGGGGAGGGCGGUCAACAAGAGGCGGUGUCAAAUGA